Molecule: messenger RNA, 1748 nt
Organism: Neolamprologus brichardi
Lineage: Eukaryota; Metazoa; Chordata; Actinopteri; Cichliformes; Cichlidae
Gene: s1pr3a
Product: sphingosine-1-phosphate receptor 3a
Biological process (GO): G protein-coupled receptor signaling pathway
Cellular component (GO): membrane
Molecular function (GO): sphingosine-1-phosphate receptor activity
Source: RefSeq, a predicted model, not a curated record
GGACGCUGGAAAGUUAGGACAGAACCUACUGUGGAUAUUAAGGAGGUCUUUACUUUGCUGCUAUUUUUAAGCGGACAAGAACAUGAAACUUUAAUUUUACAUCGAGUGUAUCGCCUUUUUGGAACGCAUCGAUUCUGCGUCUUUACGCACGAGAGGAAAAAAACAAAUAAAACAACAACUUCGACAUUUUUGGAAAUCUGCUCAUUGCAGGGAUGUUCAAGCCAGCCACAACAUUCUGACAGGCUCCUCAAAGGAUGUAACUCUGCCAACUUGACCACCCUUGCCUCUGUGUCCAGUGCUGUGCCGCCCUCUGCUGUGUGACCGAGGAAGGUCAAGAAGGGCCAGGCAGUAUGAGUAAUCAAAUAGAGGAGGGGAUGAACCCUGUCAUCAUCAUCCACUACAACCACUCGGGAAAGUGGGAACGGCCCCGCGGCAGUGGGGCCUGUAAAAUGGUGCUGCUGCUCCUCAUCUGCAUGCUGAUUGUUCUGGAGAACAUUACAGUUCUCCUCGCCAUCUGGAGGAAUAAGCGCUUCCAUAGCCGUAUGUACUUUCUCAUUGGAAACCUAGCGUUGUCGGACCUGCUGGCUGGGGUGGCUUAUAUGGUUAACAUCUUUACCUCGGGACCCAAAACCUUCUUCUUGACGCCACUGGAGUGGCUGGCCAGAGAAGGCAGCAUGUUCGUAGCCCUCAGCGCUUCAACCUUCAGCCUUCUGGCCAUUGGGAUCGAGAGGCACAUGACAAUGGUGCGCCUGCGCCCCUGCGAGACAGCAGGUCGAGGUCGGCUUCUAGCACUGCUGGUAGCCUGCUGGUUUGUGUCGGUACUGCUGAGCGCUCUGCCCAGCCUGGGCUGGAACUGCCUAAACAAUCUGCCUUCCUGCUCCACAGUGCUGCCACUCUACGCUAAGAGUUAUAUUGCUUUCUGCAUCAGUGUGUUCAGUGCCCUGUUGGUGGCCAUCAUUAUACUCUACAUCAGGAUCUACCGUCUGGUGACCUCCAGUAGCCGCAGGGUGAGCAGCCGGCCUUCAGAGCGUUCGUUGGCCUUGCUUCGUACGGUGGUUAUCGUGCUCGGGGUUUUUGUCAUGUGCUGGUCUCCCUUGUUUCUCCUGCUCCUGCUGGAUGUUGGUUGCAGUCCAGAUAAGUGCCCUGUUCUCUACCAGGUGGACUGGUUCAUUGCCCUCGCUGUACUCAACUCUGCCCUUAACCCCCUCAUAUAUACUCUGUCCAGCAGAGAAAUGAGAAGCGCAUUUUUCCGGUUGCUGUGCUGUUGUCAGACCAGCAUGGAGCACACUGGGAAUCCUGCAGCGGGCAACCCCAACCUAGGGACAAUCAUCCCCACAGGAGAAAACAGCAAGACAAGUUUCGGUGGAGGAGGGGGGAGCGGGGAUGGGAAGUCUACAAUGAAUAGAGGGAAGGUUCCCACACCUGUGAACUUAGACAACAAGCACGGAGAUCCCUCUGCCACCGCCGUGCCCCAUCCUUCAGGGCCAGCAGACCUGCUUUCAGCUGUACUUGUCAAGGCGGGAGCGCUGCCAGCCCUCAACAAGUUUUAAAUAGAAAAGCCUAAAUGAGGCGUUACAGCUACACAGAAACAGACUGGUCUGAUAAUCCUGCUACCAGACACUUUUUGCUUGUACAGUGUCAUUUGGGAAGCACGGCUUAGAUGAAGUAUUGAUAAAAUAAUUCAGAAAUUCAUUUGGAACCAAAUGCAUCUGAUUCUGAAUCAUAGUACAAAGAAACUCUUUUAAAGC